GUCAAAUUAAAUAUUCAAUGGGAUUAGAUAUCAAUUUAUUAAGAGAAGACAAAGGUGGAAACCCAAAUCUGGUGAAAGAAUGGUGCUAAAAAAGAUUUUAAGACCCGGCAAUAGUUGAUAAGGUUAUAGCUCUUGAUUAGGAAUGGAGAAAAGCAAGAUUUAAUCUUGAUCAACUUAACAAGGAGUAUGGUAUUGCCAACAAGAAGAUUGCUGAAAAGAAGAAGGCCAAUAAACAAGACCCAUGUGUUGAAGAAGUUGAAUUGGCUAAAACAAUAGAUCUUAAAAUCAAAGAAGCUUAAAAGAUUGAAUAAGAAUAAGAGAUUGUAUUAACCUAAACACUCAACAAAAUCGGAAAUGUAGUCCAUGAGUCAGUUCCAGUGUCCAAAGAUGAAGCUGAAAAUAGAAUUGAAGUAACUUGGGGCUAAAUCCCUGACAUUCAAGUCAAUAGCACUCCAGGCAGAUGUCACCAUCAUGAAGUCUUAUUUAUGAUUGAUGGUGUUGACCUUAAGAGAGGUUCUAAGAUAGCAGGCCAUAGAGCCUAUUUCCUUAAGGGACCGGGUCUCCUUUUGAAUUAAGCUUUGGUAAGCUAUGGAAUUCAAUUCCUAAAUCAAAGAGGUUAUACCCCAGUCUAAACACCCUUCUUCAUGAAAAAAACCUGUAUGGCUGAGACAGCCUAAUUGUCUGAUUUCGAUGACCAAUUGUACAAAGUUACUGGUAACCCAGAUGACGAAGAUCUCUACCUUAUUGCAACAUCUGAAUAACCUAUUUCUGCUAUGUAUAGAAAAGAAUGGCUUGAACCUAAGGAUCUACCAAUUAAAUAUGGUGGUAGUUCAACUUGUUUCAGAAAGGAAGCCGGAGCAUAUGGCAAAGAUGUUUGGGGAAUCUUCAGAGUCCAUUAAUUUGAAAAGAUUGAGCAAUUUGUCAUUUGCUCUCCUGAAGAAUCAUGGAAAUUCCACGAUGAAAUGAUUACUGCUGGAUAAGACUUCGUUAAAUCUUUGGAAUUACCUUACAGAGUAGUUAAUAUUGUUUCUGGAGCAUUAAAUGAUGCUGCAGCCAAGAAAUAUGAUUUGGAAGCUUGGUUCCCAGGAUAUAAGGAUUAUAGAGAAUUGUAAUCUUGUUCAAACUGUCUUGAUUACUAAUCCAGAGCUCUUGAAAUCCGUUUUGGGGCUAAAAAGACUGACGAGAAGGAGAAGAAGUAUGUUCAUAUGCUCAAUGCAACAUUGUGUGCAACAGAAAGAACUUUAUGUUGUAUUUUGGAGAAUUAUUAAACAGAAACUGGAGUUAAAGUCCCUGUCGUAUUAUAACCAUUUGUAGGCAAGGAUUUCAUUCCUUACGUAAAACCAUUACCUAAGAAGGAAGAUCUAGGUGCAUGAAUAACAUUAUAUACAAAAUAACAUAAUUCUAUAAAAUUCAUA
This is a messenger RNA of Paramecium tetraurelia, 1415 nucleotides long. RefSeq lists its product as uncharacterized. Gene Ontology annotation, biological process: seryl-tRNA aminoacylation. Gene Ontology annotation, molecular function: tRNA binding; serine-tRNA ligase activity; ATP binding. The transcript is spliced from 5 exons. Gene Ontology annotation, cellular component: cytosol. Lineage: Eukaryota; Ciliophora; Oligohymenophorea; Peniculida; Parameciidae. The record is from RefSeq and is a predicted model, not a curated record.